This is a messenger RNA of Bicyclus anynana (squinting bush brown), 1632 nucleotides long. RefSeq names its product arginine--tRNA ligase. Bases 190 to 1617 code for a protein of 475 amino acids. Gene Ontology annotation, biological process: arginyl-tRNA aminoacylation; tRNA C3-cytosine methylation. Gene Ontology annotation, molecular function: tRNA binding; ATP binding; arginine-tRNA ligase activity. The transcript is spliced from 5 exons. NCBI's taxonomy places the organism in Eukaryota, Metazoa, Arthropoda, Insecta, Lepidoptera, Nymphalidae. The record is from RefSeq and is a predicted model, not a curated record.
AUUAAUUUGUGUCAAUGUCAAUAUGAGAAUGGGAAGAGAAAAAAAAUAAAAAUACCACAAAAAAAAAGUCAAAUCAACAAAAUGUGAUUAUUUAUAAAAUGAUAAUGCUUUGAUUGAAUUUAUGGAUUUUCCAUGCUGCAUGCAUAUGCAUAAGUUUAAGUGAGUGUCUGUAUUGCUUAAGAAUUAAAAAUGUAUAAAAUAAUACCAGUUAAAAACAGUACCAUGUGCGAUUCUGAUUCAUCCAUUAUAAAUGUUUGCGAGGUAAAAGUUAAAGUGCUGCGUGAUGAAUUACAAGAAGUUGUGCACAAUCUUUACAACUAUUUAGUGUCGGAUGAAGAGUGUACAAUAGGUCUGUUGGUGAAGAAACACACCAAUAACUUAACGACGCAAGGUGAUUUCAGUUUUCUCAACACUGCGAAACCGUGGCAAGACUUUUUGACCGAAGAACAAUUGAAGCGUAUUGAUGGAACACUGUUGCAAUGUGUUAACAAAGAUAUUGCAGAUUUGAUAAACACGUCGAAAGAUUGGGCCAUACCAAUAGUGAAAGCUAUUGAAAUAAAAAAACGAAUACAUUUAUUUGUAGACCGGCAAAGCGCCAUUUCUAUAGGAUUCAAGGUUGCUGUGAAAAACCAUAAGAAAGUUUUAAAAAGAAUGAGCGCGGACACUACAGUGGUAAAAAUUGACCCUUACUGCACUGAUUCUGAUUGUCUAGCAUAUCUGAGGUUGAAGUGUUUGAGGGAUGUUGUAAGAAAUUUGUACCUGAUCUAUACCUACCCUCUAGUACAGAAAUUAAUUAUAGUUGUGACAUGGAGGUCUGGUUAUAAAUAUUUAGAUUUAAAUAUUGCAUCUGAUGAUGUGGAGCCAGUGUUUUGUGGCACAGUACUCAAUGCCAGGACGGGGCUGAAGGAGACCUCUAUAACAGCAUCUGAAUACAUAAGAUUAAGACAAGAAGAGCUGACUCUGAUUGCUCAACACAAGUAUGGGCUAAGAGUGACGAGUGAGGAGAAGUGGAAGGAGUUCAUAGCUCACCUGGGAGAGUCUGCCGUCACGUUUGAGCUGCUGCAGAUCAAGUGUUCUAGUCCUGUUAAAAUACACUUUGAAUCUGCUGCUGCUGGUAAUAGUAAAGGGGCUGCCUUUAUUCUGUACAAUUGUGCACGACUGGAAACCAUUUUGCGGACUUUCAAAGAGAAAGUGGAUGAGGGAACUUAUCCGGCCCUUCCUAGCUUAGAAAAUACUGAUUUAUCACUAUUAACUGAUGAGGACGAAUGGAGCCUCAUAUUCACAUACAUCAUGGGGCUGCCGUCCCUCCUCACGAACGCCGUUGAAGUGCGAGAAUACUCGGAGAUUUACAACAGCUGUUGCGAGUUCCGACCGCACAUGAUUUGCAACUUCUUGAGCAACAUGGUGAAACUCUUCAGCCAAUACUACAGAAGAGUGAGGAUAUUGACUGAACCUCGCAAGCACCUGCUGCCGGUGCUGUUCGCUCGCGUUCACAUGUUAAUAAUAUUAAAUAACACUUUAAAACUAUGUUUGAGUAUAUUAAAUAUUAAAAGCGUUUCACAGAUGUAUACAACUUGUUUUUUUCCCCUAAUUCCUAUCAUUUUGCCUCUACUUUAGUAAACAAACAAAUGA